AAAACCUCUCCUUUACUCUCUUAAAUAUUCAGGUUUGGGUUUUAUUGUUUUUUUGGAUUGGCCGAGAGCACCGUAGUUGUUCAAUAAUACAAAUAAUUCUCAAAAAUACAACUUGCCUAAUAAUUGUGCACACAGCAUAUUCUUACUUCUAUCCCAACAUCUUUGGCCCGUUUGUCCUUAUUCAUCAUCCUACAUUUCCGUCCUUGUGUUGAAACAACUGCAUCUCUCAGCUUCUGAGGGAGCAGCGUGCAACUCUGUCGGCUAAUAAAAGACCAUCAAUAAAUAACCACAUGCAUUACAGCAGAAGGGCGCUUCUUCGGCCUCAAAGACAGUGACGACUUCAAAAAUAUCCAUUUGAAAAGCCGCAGGCCGUGACAGAAGUUGUAGCUUCUCUUCCGCCUUCCUCCUCCACCUGCUCCACCUGCUCCUCCUCGUUGGGUGGAGCUGUCUCUACCUGGACACCGGAGAGUGAUUCCAAUAAAAUGGCGUUAUAGUUGGACUUUGAAGCGCUUUCGUCGACGCAUAUUGACAAUAAGUUCAGCGUGGGGACCCAUCGGUUUCAAUCAGCGUAAUGAGCCAGCCGCCCCGUUCAAAGCGGGGACACCGGGAGAGAAACGGGGACCACCGACAAGACCGAGACAGGCGGCCCUCACCUGACAGCAGGUCGUCUUCCCGGCCCCCCUACCACCCCAGCGAGGCACGCCCCCCUCCCAGCCGUGCGCGGGAAGCCCCUCGGGUGGAGCACAAUGAGUCCAAAUGCACACACAUUUGCUCCAGGAGAGGCAUCGUGCUCAUCUGCUCUGUACUCACAAACGGCCUGGUCCUGAUCUGCGUGGUGGCGGCUCAGAUGGUGACGUCGGGCCUGUCCGCCAUGGGCGGUUUGGGCGGCUUCGACAUCAACUCCAACUUUAACCUGGAGGGCACCGAGCUGCAGAAGGCGCGCGAGCUGGACAGCCAGUACAGCCAGAUGAGGGCGCCGGGCAUCUACGGCGGCAUCGCCUUCAGCCUCACCGCCGGCGUCCUCUCGCUGCUGUUCGUGGUGGCCGGGAACAAGCCGCCCCACCUCAUGUCCCGGAAGCUUCUGUACGGCGCGCUGGUGUUUCAGGCGGUGGGCGCGGCGGCGUACGUGGUGGCCGUGGGGCUCUACCUCCACUUCGUCAUCGGCGUCAACGCCACAGAUGUGUGCAAGCAGCGCGAGAGGAUCUACGCCCGCGGCGGCUACACCUGGAUGAGCUGCGACGUGGGCGGGGCGGACGCGGCCGUCGCCCUGUUCGGCCUCAUCACGGCCAUCCUCUACGGCGCCGGCACGGCGCUCACCUUCCUGACCAUCAGACGGGUCAGGCGCUGGGAGCGGGAAGGCCGGGAGGCGGAGAAGCAGCGGGCCCGAGCGAACCCGCAGAGGGCGCCGCUGAGGGCCGAUACCACGGCGGUGUGAGACGCCACGGAGCGGGCCCCCCCCCCCCCCCCCGUUAAGGGAUCGCCAUGGAAACCCGCAGUGCGCCGCGGAGGAGUUACACGUCCCACCUGAAUGACGCUCUGUUAAUGAAUCAAGGAUUUUAAAAACUAGACCCAGAAGCCAUGAAUUCCAUAAAUCCACAGUUCUGUGGGAUCACAUGGAAGAUAAUUCCAGGAUUUAUGUAUAUGUUUUUAACAUGUGUAAUUGCUUUUUGUAAUAUCAAAGUUGGACUUCAAAAUGCAACCUUAAUGAAACUGCCACCGUACAAGAAUGUAACGGCUCAAAUGAAUGCGAUUGCGUUCUCCUGCUUUGUUUGUGGUUCACAUUGUGAAGAGGCAAAGGGUCCGCAGGGAGCACGAGAGGCUCUGUUCCCUCCAGAGACCUUCUGCCAGCAGUCACACGAUGGGCCAAACAUACCCUGAAGGACACGGCGGUGAUGUAAGUGUUGGACUGUGAGGAAGUUUCUAAUUGGACCACUUGACAUCACAACGCAGCGAUUGUAUCACAGCAGCACGAGCAGCGUGACGUCAGCUCAGAGGAAUGCAGGUAGCUGCGUGUCGUCAUGCAGUUUCUCUCCGUGUAUGUUUCGAUCUUAAGCCGUAUGUAUAAAGUGUCUGUACGCUGGGAUAUCUUUCCAGUGCUAUUAACAUUUAUGCUGCCAACCCAAAGCAAUAAAGGUGAAUGGGUUAGUUUUA
Messenger RNA from Pungitius pungitius (ninespine stickleback), 2151 nucleotides. RefSeq lists its product as uncharacterized. The coding region runs from base 572 to 1435 and encodes 287 amino acids. Gene Ontology annotation, cellular component: membrane. The transcript has 4 exons. Lineage: Eukaryota; Metazoa; Chordata; Actinopteri; Perciformes; Gasterosteidae. The record is from RefSeq and is a predicted model, not a curated record.